GCCCCUCCCGCAAAGCCCCACCCGGGUGCGCGGGCAUGGCGGCCAGCCUGUGGAUGGGCGACCUGGAACCCUACAUGGAUGAGAACUUCAUCUCCAGAGCUUUUGCCACCAUGGGGGAGACGGUAAUGAGCGUCAAAAUUAUCCGAAACCGCCUCACUGGGAUCCCAGCUGGCUACUGCUUUGUAGAAUUCGCAGAUUUGGCCACUGCUGAGAAGUGUUUGCAUAAAAUUAAUGGGAAACCCCUUCCAGGAGCCACACCUGCGAAACGUUUUAAACUGAACUAUGCCACUUAUGGGAAACAACCAGAUAACAGCCCUGAGUAUUCCCUCUUUGUGGGGGACCUGACCCCAGACGUGGAUGAUGGCAUGCUGUAUGAAUUCUUCGUCAAAGUCUACCCCUCCUGUCGGGGAGGCAAGGUGGUUUUGGACCAGACAGGCGUGUCUAAGGGUUAUGGUUUUGUGAAAUUCACAGAUGAACUGGAACAGAAGCGAGCCCUGACGGAGUGCCAGGGAGCAGUGGGACUGGGGGCUAAGCCUGUGCGGCUGAGCGUGGCAAUCCCUAAAGCGAGCCGUGUAAAGCCAGUGGAAUAUAGUCAGAUGUACAGUUACAGCUACAACCAGUAUUAUCAGCAGUACCAGAACUACUAUGCUCAGUGGGGCUAUGACCAGAACACAGGCAGCUACAGCUACAGUUACCCCCAGUAUGGCUAUACCCAGAGCACCAUGCAGACAUAUGAAGAAGUUGGAGAUGAUGCAUUGGAAGACCCCAUGCCACAGCUGGAUGUGACUGAGGCCAACAAAGAGUUCAUGGAACAGAGUGAGGAGCUGUAUGAUGCUCUGAUGGACUGUCACUGGCAGCCCCUGGACACAGUGUCUUCAGAGAUCCCUGCCAUGAUGUAGCCAGGCCAAAGGACAAGCCAGGCUGCACUAUGUGAGGGAGAUUAGAGACUCCUUUUAAAAAAAAAAAGAAAUGUGAAACCUUUUUGGAAAUAUGAUUUGUAAGAUUUUAAUGACUGUUUCUGGAGAUCA
Mandrillus leucophaeus (drill) is the source of this 1028-nucleotide messenger RNA. It is a transcript of the gene TRNAU1AP, whose product is annotated as tRNA selenocysteine 1 associated protein 1. Gene Ontology annotation, cellular component: nucleus. The record is from RefSeq and is a predicted model, not a curated record. The transcript has 9 exons. Gene Ontology annotation, biological process: selenocysteine incorporation. Bases 36 to 899 code for a protein of 287 amino acids. NCBI's taxonomy places the organism in Eukaryota, Metazoa, Chordata, Mammalia, Primates, Cercopithecidae. Gene Ontology annotation, molecular function: tRNA binding.